Molecule: messenger RNA, 1886 nt
Organism: Macaca mulatta (Rhesus monkey)
Lineage: Eukaryota; Metazoa; Chordata; Mammalia; Primates; Cercopithecidae
Source: RefSeq, a predicted model, not a curated record
GCUGGCGGCCGGGGCGGAGGCGUCCGGGGGCGGCGAGCGGGACCCGGCUCCUCCUCGUCCCGCGCCAGCGCCGCGCCCGGCCGCAUUCUCGGGGCCGGGGGCUCGGCCGCUCACGGCGGAGAAAGCAGGCCGCGGAGGAGGCGGGCGCCCGGGCCUGCCCGGACAGGAAGUGGGCCCAGGUUUCCCAUUCCUCGCUCUGCUCCUUCCUCCGCGGCAAGGGCAGGCCCAGGAGGCAGCGAGCGCCCCGGGGGUGGCCGGGCAGCCGGAUGCUCUCGGGGUUGCGGGCUGUGGCCCUGGGGGUUGAGGGCAGCGCGGGUGCGGCGGAAGCAGGGACGCUGCGAACCGGCCUUUUCGCUGGCCACAGCGCCCUGCACGGACGAUCAGUGAAUGGAGAUUACUCAAUUGAACCUUCGUCUUGUGAGGAACAGAAAAGAUCAAGAAUUGUGAAGCACCUCGAUUUUCCAGCUGUGAAGAUGUGUUCAAAUUUUCAACAUGCGGCCACAUCUAUGAGGUCACUCCCUCUGGAGGAAACCAGCUGCCACUUUGUGAGGAUACUCAUAGUCCUGUGGAGGCAUAUCCUCCAUAUGGCUAAGGCCUCCUGCCAACAACCAUCACUGACUUGCCAGGCAUGAGUGUGCCACCUUGGAAGCAGAUUUUCCAGCCCCAGUCAAGCCUUCAGAUGACAUCAGCUGCUGCUAAUCUCUUGACUACAACCUCAUGAGAGACCCUGAGCCAGAACUAGCCAGGCUUACCCCUCAUGGUUACAAAGUGGCUGCAACAGCUCCAGGUAUUCUAUCCUUUAACACAGAAUAACUCAAACAACAAGACCCAAAAUUCAGACAAGAAGGAAAGGGACUUUUGAAGAGUGAAGAAAACUUUCCUAGAAACCUCAGACUUCUCCUCAUGCCUUAUUGACCAGAUUGUAUCUCAUGCCCAUUUCUAAACCAAUCGUUGGCAAAGUGAAUGGUAUUGAUGUGAUUAGAUUAACUUUACCAAGAAUGCAUCCUCAGAGAGGCUGAGAAAAAGUCCAGCCUCCUUUGAAGAGCCUGGCUACCUUUUACCUGAACAAAACAAGAACUCUGAUGAAAAGAAAAAUGGAGAAUUUAUGUGGAGCAGGCAUCCAGAGUGUCUAUGCCAGGAUUUUUUUUUUUUCAGUGCAUUUCACCAGUUAUAUUUUUAUCUAAAUCUUUACCUUACAAGAUAUGUGGCACAUUUGCCUAAAACAAGCCUUGCUUUCUGAUUUCUGUGCACUCGGCACUUAAACCUUGCAAAUGUCAUUUACCUAACAGUCACUGUCAAGGAGUACCUGGCUAAAGAAUCUCCAGCUAGACAAAGUAGAAGUAUCUGUGCUCUGGCAGUUGAAUAUAUUGUAUCAGGCUCAACAGCAGCUUUCACCAAAGGAUGAGACUUCACAACCAUUAGAUCUUCUUUUAUUUUGUUUUUAUUUAAAAAAAAUUUUAACACACCAUUGCUACCUUGAGGCCAUUAGAUCUUCUUACCCCCAAUACCACAAAAAUUUAGUGGAAUCAGGGGUAUAUCAAGACAAGUGGAGUAGGGGAGCUGGAAGCGGUCAGCCCCCAGGGCAGGCAAUGAGGGAUUGUGAAUUUGGAAAGAAUUUUAAAGCAGUGAUACAGCUCUAAAUGCAAUGUACUAUCCUGGACUUAGCUCUGGAAGAGAAAAAACAUAUUAGUGGAAAAACUGAUAAAAUUCAAAUAAAGUCUGUAGUUUGGUUAAUAGUAUUGUACCAAUGUUAAUUUCUGUUUUGAUAAAUGUACCAUGGUUAUGUAAGCUGGAUGAAAGAUAUGUGGGAAAUCUCUCUACUAUUUCUGCAAUUCUCCUGUAAACCUAAAAAUAUUUCAAAAUAAAAGAUUUAAUGUUAAAAUUGA